AUGUUUGUGUUGAAAGAAUCGACCUCCCCAGGCCCUGAUGCAGUCCCCGCCAAGCUGCUGAAGGAGCUAGCUCCCGAAAUGUUCAAGCCAUUAGCCUUGAUCUUCCAAACAUCAUUUCUUACUGGAUGCCUACCCUCUGACUGGAACUCCGCUACCAUCACUCCGCUUUUUAAGAGCGGAAGUCGUGCAUCUGCGAAUAACUACAGGCCAGUGAGUCUUACCUCCAUCUGUUGCAAAAUCAUGGAGAAGAUCAUUAAGAAGGCCUUGAUGCAGUUCCUCGAGCAGCACCACCUCCUCUCUGAUGCACAACACGGCUUUCGAAGUGGUAGGUCCUGCCUCACGAAUCUGCUCUUUACGCUCGAACGCUGGACCAAAGCACGCGAUGAAGGUAUUGUGGUCCACGCCAUCUACAUCGAUUUCAAAAAGGCCUUCGACAGCGUUCCCCACCAACGUCUCUUGCACAAACUGCGCAACGCUGGAAUUCGUGGACGCCUUCUUGUAUGGAUCCAGAGCUUUUUGGCUGGACAGUCCCAAAGAGUGCAGCUCGGGCGUCAACAGUCCUCAGAGGUAAGCGUGGUGAGUGGCGUCCCACAGGGCUCAGUCCUAGGUCCCACCUUAUUCCACGUUUUCAUAAAUGACUGCGUCAAAUACCUAGACUGUGAUGCCAUCCUGUUUGCCGACGACAUUAGAUUGUGGAAAGUUAUUCACAAUGCGGCAGACGCAGACCACCUGCAAGCAAACCUGAACAGGCUCGAAGACUGGUCGAAGCGCUGGCUUAUGCCCUUCAAUAUAAGCAAGUGCAACUUUCUUCAACUAGGCAGCUUCAGAGCCUCCAGCCCCAGGACUUACUUUCUAGAGGGCACACCACUGCAACAGGUUGAUAGUCAGAAGGACUUGGGUGUAUGGAUUCCAUCUUUAUUCAAUCAACACUGCACUGCGCGAAGGCAGCUAAAUCGGCUAUGGCUACACUGCAACUCAUUAAGCGAGCAUUUAUGGGAUUUGAUCCAGACAGCUUUUCAAAAAUAUUUGGCACCUACGUGA
Molecule: messenger RNA, 1041 nt
Organism: Spirometra erinaceieuropaei
Lineage: Eukaryota; Metazoa; Platyhelminthes; Cestoda; Diphyllobothriidea; Diphyllobothriidae
Source: the annotation of a GenBank genome assembly